GUCUGUCUAAGUGAAUCACAUGCUUGCAUGCUCGUGACCCUCUCAAGAAUAUUGCGGUACGUCAAAACUGACAAUUAGCAUGUGAAAAGUCCAGUAGUGAAAACGAAAAGAUAAUUAUCCCUGCUGGAGCCUUUACACGGCGAGAAAUUUUACAGUCGCUUUACUAAAUUGUGUUAUUGGACUUCCCUCGGGCAUAAUUGAAGUGUAAUUAAUCACUGAGUCUCGUGACAGAUAUACUAUUUGAUAUUUUGCGACAAGCGAGGCGAUAUAUCACGCUGUCAGCACCUGGAUUCCUCAGACGAGAUUUGGUGAUGAAGCGGGAGUACAGCGUCGUUCAGGUGGAUGACGACUCUGGUUUUCAAGAUGACUCGAGCAUCGCUUUCAGCGACGAAAGCUAUUACUCAGGACAGAUGUCCACCGCUAACAAAACUAAAGCUUGGAACUGCUUCACGUCGAAAAAACAGGGAAUAAAACUGAAGGAGCAACACGAAACUAAUGGCAUUUCUGACCGCCCACGGAAAGGAAACUUCCUUCAGCGAGCGACCAAAAAGAUAUUUGGAAAGACCAAACGAAUAUUUGGUAGGAAGCCAGAAGAAGGAAAAAAAGGUACCUUCUCUAAGCCUGAGGUAAAACUGAAAGAAAAUUAUACAGAACCAGUGAAUAUUAUAUUACCAGCAGAAAGCUACACCAGUGUCAACGAGGAGCCAGUGUAUGAUGACAAAGUAAAUUUCACUCGGGCAGGUCAGAUGAGAUGCUCAAUUCGGGAAUCCCGUGGCCUUGACCCGCGGGAAGCUCUGCGGGUUCGUGAAAGACAGACCAUGCUCCGGGUCUUGUUUGAUUUCCAAGCUUGUGACGAUGAUGAUAUUUCCGUCAUGAGAGGGGAACUCGUCAGGGUACUUAGCAAAGAUGACAAUGACUGGUGGUGGGUCGAGAAUGUACAUCGGGAACAAGGAUUUGUUCCACGAAAUUUCCUGUGGCCUUGUGGCUGUUACGUGUGUCAAAAGUUUAUAUUGGAGAAGGUUUCUAAUGCAGGCCCAGUCUUCCACGACCAGCACAUAGAACAAGAAAGAAACCAAUCAACUCGAGGAUAUCUUGAGGAAGAGUUCCCCAGCUUUGAUGAGCGAACAAGGCUCGUGGGGAAUAGAAGAUGUACAAGCACGUGGUGCUAAUGGACCAGACAUUUCUACAUAUACAUUUAAAAAGAAAUAAUAGUGUGAAGUGACGCCGUGGAAAUUUGAAAUCUAUUUUUAUCAAGUUAUUUUUAAAUGUGGGACUUUUUAUACUACUUUAUGCUAAAUAGGGCCGUAGACGGUUUAAAUAAUAAAGAAUAAAUACUUUCAUCCCAUGAAGUGACAACAUACAGGGUUAAGACAAAAAAUAGUCUUUAUUUAGGGAACCUUCAUUUGAGCGUUUAAAAUAAGAUACAUUAGUGACUGUGGAAAUGGACACCUCCAGCGGAAAAUGUAUUGAAAUUUAGUCACUUUGUUAAAUUUUGUUUUUGUUAUUGUUAUUUUUUUUAAAGUCCUGUUCUUGAUCUUUGUACUUCAUGUAAGAGAACCAUAAUGUAUCAGUGUAGAGUAGGAACUGACGACGGAAUGUUAUGCUGUUCUGAGUUUUGUACAUUAAUAAAUAAACAAGUGUUGGGAUUAGUGCA
Molecule: messenger RNA, 1654 nt
Organism: Orbicella faveolata
Lineage: Eukaryota; Metazoa; Cnidaria; Anthozoa; Scleractinia; Merulinidae
Biological process (GO): Rho protein signal transduction; regulation of Rho protein signal transduction
Cellular component (GO): plasma membrane
Molecular function (GO): actin binding
Source: RefSeq, a predicted model, not a curated record